Molecule: messenger RNA, 2123 nt
Organism: Hyaloscypha bicolor E
Lineage: Eukaryota; Fungi; Ascomycota; Leotiomycetes; Helotiales; Hyaloscyphaceae
Product: putative heat shock protein 60
Exons: 4
Coding region: 122-1885 (587 amino acids)
Biological process (GO): protein refolding; protein import into mitochondrial intermembrane space; mitochondrial unfolded protein response
Cellular component (GO): mitochondrial matrix; mitochondrial inner membrane
Molecular function (GO): ATP-dependent protein folding chaperone; protein-folding chaperone binding; ATP binding
Source: RefSeq, a predicted model, not a curated record
UCUGUUUUGAUCCCAAUUCUCUCACUCCAUAACUCAUACUACUCGGUCAGAUCUCUCCAGGUCUCCCCAUACUUUUGUACUUGUACCUUCCUCCAAGCGUCAUUCAUUGAAUCUUUCCAAAAUGCAGCGUGCAUUGACUUCCAGAGCGUCGACCCUCGGCCGAUCGUCAACAUCGAAGCUCCGUCCUAUCGCCUCUGCUGGCUUCAAUGCUCAGCAGCUGCGAUUCGCACACAAGGAGCUCAAAUUCGGUGUGGAAGGACGAGCAGCUCUCCUGGCUGGUGUUGAGACUCUGGCAAAGGCGGUAGCUACAACCUUAGGACCAAAGGGACGGAAUGUUUUGAUUGAGUCAAGUUACGGCUCACCGAAGAUUACAAAGGAUGGUGUGACUGUUGCCAGAGCCAUUACCCUCAAGGACAAAUUCGAAAACCUCGGUGCCCGACUCAUCCAAGAUGUAGCGUCAAAGACAAACGAGACCGCAGGUGAUGGAACCACAACCGCUACUGUCCUCGCCCGAGCCAUCUUCUCCGAGACCGUCAAGAACGUUGCCGCAGGGUGCAACCCUAUGGACCUCCGCCGCGGGACCCAAGCUGCUGUUGAGGCUGUCGUCGAGUUCCUACAAAAGAAUAAACGUGAUAUUACCACCAGCGAGGAGAUUGCCCAGGUCGCAACCAUCAGUGCGAACGGCGAUACGCACAUUGGUAAGCUGAUUGCCAGUGCGAUGGAGAAAGUCGGAAAGGAGGGUGUGAUCACGGUGAAGGAGGGAAAGACCAUGGAAGACGAGCUCGAUGUUACUGAGGGUAUGCGAUUUGACCGCGGAUUCGUCUCCCCAUACUUCAUCACCGAUACCAAGUCACAAAAGGUCGAAUUUGAGAAGCCGUUGAUCCUGCUCUCCGAGAAGAAGAUUUCAGCUGUCCAGGACAUUAUCCCAGCUCUCGAAGCCUCUACCCAGCUCCGCAGACCUUUGGUCAUCAUUGCUGAGGAUAUUGAUGGAGAGGCUCUCGCGGUCUGCAUCUUGAACAAGCUCCGUGGCCAACUUCAAGUCGCUGCUGUUAAGGCACCAGGUUUUGGUGAGAACCGCAAGUCUAUCCUUGGUGAUCUAGGUGUUCUUACCAACGCCACUGUCUUCACUGACGAGCUCGACAUCAAGCUUGAGAAGGCUACCCCAGAUAUGUUCGGAUCUACUGGAUCCAUCACCAUCACAAAAGAGGAUACGAUCAUUUUGAAUGGUGACGGAAGCAAGGAUGCUAUCAGUCAACGAUGCGAGCAAAUCCGGGGCGUCAUGACCGACCCUACAACCUCCGACUACGAGAAAGAGAAGCUCCAAGAGCGUCUUGCCAAGCUCUCUGGCGGUGUUGCAGUCAUCAAGGUCGGUGGAUCUUCAGAAGUCGAGGUUGGUGAGAAGAAGGAUCGUUUUGUUGAUGCUCUCAACGCCACCCGUGCUGCAGUUGAGGAGGGUAUUCUCCCAGGUGGUGGAACUGCUCUUCUCAAGGCAGCCAGCCAAGCUCUUGCCGGUGUUAAGCCAACCAACUUCGACCAACAGCUUGGUGUUAGCAUCAUCAAGAGUGCCAUAACCAAGCCUGCACGCAUGAUUGUUGAGAACGCUGGUAUGGAGGGCUCAGUCGUUGUCGGCAAGCUUAUGGAUGAAUUUGGGUCCGACUUCAACAAGGGUUAUGAUAGCGCCAAGGGAGAGUACGUUGACAUGAUCGCUGCCGGUAUCGUUGAUCCAUUCAAAGUUGUCCGAACUGCAUUGGUAGAUGCUAGCGGUGUUGCCUCAUUACUUGGCACGACUGAGGUUGCUAUUGUUGAGGCACCAGAGGAGAAGGGCCCACCAGGCGGUGGCAUGGGAGGCAUGGGCGGAAUGGGUGGCAUGGGUGGAAUGAUGUGAAAAAGUUAACGGCGACGAUGUAGAAAAACCCCGUCACGGCCAAGCUCUUCACAGAUGCCGUCGGGCGUCUGGAAUGAUAGUAUGAGGGCUGUUUUAAAUGUUGUACAACACUCACCCCACUCAAUCCUCUUUGUACUUUGUCUUAUAUUUGGCAUUACGGAGCGAUUUGGUGUUUUUAAGUAGUGGAAGGAAGAUCAUGUAAAUUAAUGAGCCAAAAACAAUUCAAACUGUCAAAUAC